GGAGAAUCUGAACCAGUUUACAUAACUUCACAUCAACAAGUAAACCCACUGCAAAUUUCCGUUCCAAAUUACUAAACGGCGCGUUCGAGUCAACAGACGGUAUUCAAAUGCGCCACCGACUCGUACCAGCAAUUUAUAGCGUAUUAAUUUCAUCCGGAGUCUUAUAACUUACGAAAUCACAUGUAAGCAGGCAACUGCAUAUCGAAACUCACAAAUCAAACUGUCAAUUUCCGCAGUUCGGAGACCGUCUGCGUGUGUUAAACGCUGGCUUUUGACAGUGGAGACUCGCCGUGGUGUCCAUUCAAGAGUGGUCGUGUGUGUACUCCGUUGAGCGUCAAUAAAGCGAAUCUCAACGCGCCUCUAGCAUUAUAACCCGUGGAAUGAGCCUUGGUGAAUGGAGACGGUUACCCUAAGCUCCCUCGGUUUAGCUUUCAGCGGUACAAACUGACGAUCCCCGAGUCGUUGUAAGGAUCUCGCAGACAGAGACAGUGCUGAAGGAUAUAUCGCUGUUAUACCACAGCGGUGGGACGUCACGAGCGACGUGGAGAAGUGGUGCUGGAGUUAUACAUCUAUUUCAUCACGUUGUUUGUGAUACUACACGGUCACAGAUCGGAGUACCUCGUGUGACUGCUGACAUCGCGGACACUGUCAACUGGAGUAGUCUUCGAUGCAUCUGUAACACACGCAACUCCAGAAUGGGUGAAAAGUUGGCAAGUUAUUUGCUAAACAGGGAACGCGGCGGGGGAUAGGAGGACGAAUUACGCAUUCCCGCCACAGCGGAGAUACACCGCGCGUGCGUGUGAAGGGCCGUGUGACAGACGAUACCAGCACGUGGGUUGGAAUCGGAAGUUUUCAAGGACAUUCCGGUUUCAAAACCACAGAAUUCUCAAACUGUGCGUUAGCGUUACAUGAAAGUGAAGUUCAGUGUAAGCUGUUAUUAGGUGAACGUGGUGAGAGGGAAAAGCCAGGAAGAUUGUUGUUGAGCCGAGAGGGCCGUGUUUACAUGCUUCGUCGGUACUGUUUCCCACUGCAACGCGGAGUACCGCUACCUGGCUGUGGCUCAUCGCCAGUGCAGUUCGCCGGCAGAGAAUGGACACAUUCGGCUGGAUGUCGGAAGCGCGGAUAGAUUGUUCUUCUGAGGAUAUUGCUUACAGAAACAUUUUCUGGAUCGGAUAGGUGCAGAAACAUUGUGUGUUGGAAGUCGAAAGUGUACUCUUGUCCGUGUUGGAUGACAGGAUGUUAUUCGCCAAACUUUGAAAAUGUUCUGGGUUAUAUGGAACGUUACGGAAUAACUGUGGAAUGUGAAUGACGGUUUAAAACACGAUAUUUCGGGAUAUUACGAAACACCACGAAAGAGAAACUGUUCCUUGUGCAAGUGGUUCAUACCAUGGGAAUCUACGGAGAGGUGUCCAGCAGCGUGUCCUAACUCUUCAAACAGGAUUGUGUUGAUUGUUCAACAAUGGCAGGAAUCGUAACUCACAGUACAAGUUUGAAUUCUUUCUGGUCCAUCAUCUAUUGCCUGUUGGUUUUAGGAGUGCAAAGUUAUGCCAUAUAUGCCGCCGUCGGGCGUUAUAACGAGGCUUCGGAGAGGGCGUGGCCGGGUGGUCAGGACGGAAGACCGGGCGAGGUCUCAGCUCACCUUGCCUUGAUCAUCGUGUCAAUUCUCGUCCUACCCUUCUUCGUAAUAACCUCGUGGGUCCGUGUGGGGAACUACGGUAACGAUGGGAUUAAAUUAGGCCGAGAUCAUGCCUUGAACACCAACAUGGACGCUUUCUGUAAAAAAAUCAAGAAAGCCGGCAUGAAAAGAAUUUGGCAACAUUUUUGUCCCAUGGCGCAAACUUUUCAUUUGAUUUCCGCUUUCUUUCUCGUCCUCCCCGAGACGAUGUUGUCGGCGGUGGAGGUGCAGUACGGCUACAGGACAACAGAUGCUGUGUGGACCAGUGACAUGGACUUCCUGUUCAUGCCGGAGAGAGCCCACAUGAGUGACGUGAAGAGCAGCAUCAACAUCACACAGGCCCACAACGAGACCCUGCUCGUCAUUCCCACGCCUCGCCCCCCUCCCUGGGGCUGGACCAACAAAUACUCCCUCACCGUGGCCUUCGUCAACUUCGCUGCCGCCCUCAUCACCUUCUCCAUCAGAUACUCCUCCGUGUUUUGGUUCACGAACAAGGUCCUCACAGCCAUCUUUGCUUUUCAGAUGUUCUUCAUGUCCUUGACCUCUGUGUUCGGUUAUUGCGGCUUCUCCGUCUUGUACAAAGUCUCCUACAACCUUCAGCUUUACCAGAAUGUUCAUCUGUCGCUUGGAUGUGCCGCAAUUAUUGCCCUGUACGUCAUCGGCGGAAUCAUCAUGAUUCUGUCCACCAUGACAGUGUUUAAAUAUGGCGCACACUACUUCCAGGAAAAGUUCAAAAUCAUCGAACGAAAACAUAACUCGGAGACUUAUGUCAAACAGACUGUCAUAGUUCACAGCGGGUGCCAGGGCUAUAUUCCUCAUUCUUGUGCAAUGGCUGCUCUGAUAUUCUUUGCCGUGUGUAAAGGCCCGAUAUUAUAUGAUUUGGUCAGUGUGUAUCGCGUGACCAAAGACGGUCUAGUCUUGGCCUGUGUGGUCUGUGAGGUGUGUUAUAUGGUGUUCUGGAUUGUUCUUUGGUUCGGGCUGACAAUAAAGCAGCAGUGGAGGUUCCGAAUCCUUGACUAUGUUCCUCUUGGGCAGCCCGUGUUUAUGAUCAACUCCGCCGAGAAUGGUCAUGUGAUGAAGAACCCAUCAUUUGAGACAAACAACAUGGAGUUGCAUGAACUCCACAAAGAGCGACCACCUAGUCGGAACCGACAACGCGAGUCCCCUCCGGGAUAUUUGGAAGCUCUUUCCACAGAAGGAACUGAUGACAUGCCAUCAGAAGAUGGAACGGACAACUCGGACAACAUGAACCUAACCGAAAAUCCAUUAUCCGACAUGGAUCAACCAGCCAAUGGAGGCGCCAUGAGAAAAUCCAAAAACAGGCGUAAUGGAGGACAGAGAGUUACAUUUGACGAAUCUGUUCGCAGCAACGCAUCGUCCGAGGAUGGUAGAAUUAGGGGCAGGGGCGCAGUAAAUGGGCGGACAACUCCAGAAGCGAAGAUGAUGAAUGUCACAGUGGAUGUCCAUAAUGGCGAGGACAAAAGGUCCGGAGGGGACGGUGUUCUGCGGAGGAUGAACAGCGGAACCGACAACAACAUGUCUCGAGAGUACAGAAACAGUAUUAGAAAUAAGUGUGGGGAGUAUUACAGCAAUGUAAAUAAUUUAUCAACAUCAUCAGAGGAAGCUCCUUCUACAUCCAUCUCUGAGCCUCUCCCGACAUUAAUGUCUUCAUUCCGGGACAAGGUCAAGGAAUCUUCAAGGACUGCUAAUAAUUACAAGGAACAGAGUAAGUCCAUGUUCCCAACCACAAACUCUCUGGAGAAGAAAUCCAGCCACAGUUCUUCCAAUGGACAUGUAGACAGCAGCAGCUUGUCGAAGAGGAAGGGGUUGGUGGAAAGUGAGAUUGGGGAGGUGUCUCUGAAACUGAAUGAUAUUCAUCUGGACAAUCUGGACUCUCUUAACAGAUGUAAGAGAAACUCGUCCUGUAACAGUGAUGACUCCAAGAGGACUAGCACGUCUGGUGUCAGUAGUAUGUCAAAUGACAUUCUUCCCUUGCCCAAUUCAAGCAGGCAUCUUGUUAAUGGGACAACGGACAGUCCUGAUAACAGCUUGAAAAAACGGGCAAAGAAUGGCUACCCUCCAUUGGACAAAUCAGAAUACCUCUUUCCAAGACCGCUCCACUUAUCAGUGAAGAAGGGGGAUAUUGGGAGGCGGGAUUCAGCUAAUUAUUCAUUAACGUCAUCACAAGAAACGUCGUCUAACGACUCCGAUCAGGGGCAAGGACUCUGCAGCCAAAAUGGCCACGAUUCCCAGAGCAGCGAGAAACAGCAAUGACUAUACCAGGGGUGAGGGAAACGUUCGACCAAGUCACUUACCACGGAAUGAUGGCUGAGGGUGUGGAUGGCGUGAAUCCUUGCCUGGACAACUGAAGCACGACUGUAGUAUGUCUGUCCUGUAUGUACUGUAUCCAACAUAAGGAAUAUCCCACAUACUCCAGCUGAAAGUAACGUUAUUGGUCAAAGGAUCGAAUCUCUUUGACUGAUAAGAAGCAUAUGUGUGACCAAUGCACUGGAGGUGCCAUGGUUGUCAGGGCCGGACAGGCUAAUGUGAAUGGUUGGACAACUACAAGACACGGGAUGAUUUGCUUGGACACUACACCACGGACACCACGACUUCAUCAUGGGUGAUAUGAACGCUUGCUGAGCAGUGGAAGGGCAAGACAGGUCUGGUGAAGACUUCAAGGGCAGGCUGCGCCAUUGAAGCGGCGUCACACUAGGCGAGUUACGUCGCCACUCGGUAUCACGUCCAAGAAGUCAUUUCGAAUUAUGUCCAUGGAUUAUUUCGUUAUUUUAAUGUCAUCAGGUCCAAAGGGAACCUUGGUCUUAACUAUACUGAUGAAAACAAAUAAGGGAACGUAAUAGGGCGAGGGGGGGAAAGACAUAACUGUUGCUGUACAUGUUUUCCCGUUAUCGCGAGGAGUCGAUGAAAUAUAUAUUUGAUAUCACUUUAUUUCCAGACAAGCCCCGGUCAGUGUACAGUUACACCCAGGAUGGUAUAAUAAUGCCUGCCUCUGAACUUGUUCCCUUAUUUUAUUACAUGAGUAUAUUUGAUGAAAGGGUUAUCUGCAUAUGUCACUGUCUGUCCCGUUGCUAUAGACUCAAUACUCCACACCUUGAGACAAAUAUGCUUUUCUAAUUUGUUUCACUUUUCAUGUAUCUGUUAAUAUAUGUUCUUCUCGAUAAUCACUGAUUAUCUCCAUAGUGCUAUCAUUGAGUCUUUCUGCAAACUUUCAAGUCAUUCUCGUCUCGGCCAAUCCUAGUUUCCUAAAUGAUUACAAAUUCCCCUAAUCGAAUCAGUAAAUGUAUAAAGUAGCAGAAGCUCUAGAAUAAUGUUACACAGUUUUCAUUGUGUUCGCAACACACUGUGAAGAAUAUACACAAUUUACACAAUACACAAUCUAGCACCAAGACUGAGGAACUGGAUCAGGUCCGUCUCUGAGAAUUCUCCUGAGGGGGGCCCCUCGGGCAGCAAUGCGAGGACCCCACGGUCUGGGGCUGUGUGUAUAAUUGUAAGUGUUGCUUCACGUACAAACAUCACCAUUAGGCAGAGAGACAUCAGUGAACGUGAAAAGACUCUGUUUCCUUGGCUAACAUUAGCAGCGCCAACUCCAGGGCGCGGACUGCAGCCGGUGAAGGAUUUGGGCUUAGCGCAGUUCAUGGUUCUCUCAUGUGAAAUCAUCUGAUCUUGACUUGAUCAUUCAUGGGUAUGAUAUCAAUGUAACACAAAGCAAAAUGUCAAUAAAUAUGUCACUAAGUGAGGAAUUGGUAUAUACAUACAAAAUAGUACAUGUCCCUCUAUUUCUUCCCGUCAGUAUAGGUUCGGUUGAUGUUAUGUUAUUACCAAAGGCAGUGUCAGUUAUCCGUAAGGUAUGAUUCAAAGGGGGCGUUAUACCUCAUGAUAAGAAGUAGGAUAUAAGUGUUCAGAAGAAUUAAGCAUUAGUCUGAUUUUAACAAUAUCCAUCAGUUGUGUCUGUCGCUGGCUUGUUCAGUUGGAGGGCGUGUGAAAUUGAAGUGGGAAGGAGUCUCAAGCUCCCACAUCGUCGUUCAAGUACAUCUCUUUGAUGACACCCGGUGUCACGGGUAUGGCGCUGCCAGGCCAACAAUUCUAAACGGGUGCGAACCGGGAUUCGAACUUGUGAUCAUCGGAUCCUAAGGGACACAACUCUGCACAACCCGUGCCCCCUUAACUGUAUGCUCGUCUCUUGUGCCAGCACUGCACAGGGGCAAUGUAACUGGUUAUUGUAGCAUCAUCACUACAGGAACAGUCUAUGUCAAUCUGGCUCUCAGCUGAUCAGGUAACGAUGGAGGGUAGUGAUGCGCCCAGAUGGUAGUACAACGAUACCGUUUGAAGUUCACUGAAGCAAUACCCUUUGGAAACAAUGCGAUAAAUGUGUUCAUCUCUAAAUCAACAGCAAUAGAUGUCGUUCCUUGUUAAACGGGCAGGAUAAAUCUUGGGAGGUUAGCUUCUGAAGAAUGGCAAUACCUCUUCCCUCAGCUGAGGAAGCGCCGUGAACGAUGCGUUCAAUCAGGAACACAGGCAGUGUGUGGAGCCUUUACGACGUUGCGUCAGCGUAAUACAUGUGUGCACAUCAUGCAGUGACCUUGAUGAAGGAACGUAUCGGUGUGUGGAGUCUGUUUGGGAUUUGUGCACGAAUAGCUGAAUACACAUGUUGUGUAAAUGAAUAUGCUGUUGCGUUGUGGAGACAUGAUGUUGCGUUUUGGAGACAUGACCACGCUAAUGUUUUGAAUAGGGAAACGGAUUGGUUAUGUGUUCCUGGCGGGAUUUCAUUCCACCAAUGAACACAACAGAUGUCAACACUUUAUAUAACAAUGAAGUGAACAUUAUGUGUUCUCGUUUGGGGUUAAACCCAAUAGAUGAAAUUUCAAAAGCAUUACCUUUGAAAAAAAUAAUCAUAUUUGCAAAUAUCACUAACGUUUUCGUAGUGUGCAGUGCGGGAAUACAGAGAAGCGUUCAAGUUGAACGUAACGUCAACGCCAGAGUAUAAACAGUCUCCAUUAUCUGUUGAAACAGAUUCCAUUUGGCGUAAUAUACAAAAUAGUGAAUGUAGCACCUGAUCGCUUCUCCAAAACGCAACCUCUUCUUUCCCUACACGUGUUUUCAAGUGCAAAUGCAACAGUGAUAUUCAGUCUGCAUGAAAUUAGAUAUACUAACAAGGAGAGACCCCUGAUCUUACAACAGGUUCAGACACGUAACACUGAUGGUUGUUGAAUCAUAACUCUUGAAACAUUCGCCCUGUUUUCGAUGAUUCUCUUUAAAGAGCUGUUGGCAAAACUUUCAACAAAUCAAGUCCUCUUGUUGGCUUAGCGUUUCCAGUUUCACAACUCGUAAACAUGCAAUACGAAAUUCCACAAGUUAUGAGCACUGUAGCCAACUAGUCGUGGAUUGGUGCUUGCCUUUGAUGUAGAUUUUUCUUGUAAUAGGCGCAGGUAAAUCAAAAAUGGGUUACAUAUUUGUGGCAGACACCGACAGGUUGGACGUACAUAUAUUACGUAAACAAAAUUCAAUUAGAAGCAGCCGUUUGGAAAGUAGUAUUUUUACUCCUUAUUUUUGACGCUCAUGAUUUCUUCUUAGAAAGUAAGCGGUUCUUUGGCGAUUAUCACCUAUUUUCCUUGAAGUUAUGAUGUUUAAUCUCCAAACCUUUAUUUAUGGCUUCACGAAGUUCACAAUAAUAGUGUCUCUAUUCAAAUACAGAACGUUAAACGUUGGCGUUCUGAUUGUUAAUAGUGCAAAACAACAUGCACUUUAUGACUGAACAAAGUCAUAAGGUUUCUUAAUUGUCCGUGUAAUUGUGAAGAUUGCUCAACAGUAAACACCACCAAGUUGCAGUCAUUCGUUGAGAAUCCAGUGAGUGUGAUGAUAAACAAGGGAGAUGGCGUGCACGCCAACCAACACUCAACUGAUGGGUUCAGCCCUCCCUUUACUAGUCAUCGCCCCGCUCAUCGUCACCACUCGCCCCUUUCCGUAACCUGCAAGAAGAUUCGUUACCCUAUCGAUGAAUGUCAUGUGCCCAAACACGACAAACCAAUCAGAAUGCGCGUAUGAUUUCAAUGUCUUCGUCAAAGAAU
Haliotis rufescens (red abalone) is the source of this 7761-nucleotide messenger RNA. RefSeq lists its product as uncharacterized. The record is from RefSeq and is a predicted model, not a curated record. The transcript has 4 exons. Lineage: Eukaryota; Metazoa; Mollusca; Gastropoda; Lepetellida; Haliotidae. The coding region runs from base 1460 to 3949 and encodes 829 amino acids.